CGGGGCAGGGCCGCGGCCAUUGCGGCCCCGCCGGCUGAGGGGAAGCGCUGCUCCUGCCGCCGCGAUGGUGUCCUGGAUGAUUUCCCGAGCGGUCGUGCUGGUGUUUGGGAUGCUGUAUCCUGCAUAUUACUCAUACAAAGCUGUGAAGACAAAAAAUGUGAAGGAAUAUGUUCGCUGGAUGAUGUAUUGGAUUGUGUUUGCUCUUUAUACAUUUACUGAAACCAUAACUGACCUAACAGUCUCUUGGUUUCCACUGUACUAUGAACUGAAGAUAGCUUUUGUUAUCUGGCUCCUUUCCCCAUAUACUAGAGGGGCAAGUUUAAUCUACAGAAAAUUCCUCCACCCACUGCUUUCCUCUAAAGAAAGGGAGAUUGAUGAGUACAUYGUCCAAGCCAAAGAAAGAGGUUAUGAGACCAUGGUGAAUUUCGGAAGGCAAGGGUUGAAUUUGGCAGCAACUGCWGCAGUGACAGCAGCUGUAAAGAGCCAAGGUGCAAUAACUGAGAAACUGAGAAGUUUCAGUAUGCAUGAUCUGACUACUAUACAAGGAGAUGAGCCUGUAGGACAGAGGCCUUAUCAGACGUUGCCAGAAGCUAAAAAGAAAACCAGAGCUUCUGCAAGUGAAUCUUCAGGUUACAAAACUCCACUUGAAAAAAAUCCUGGAGAUGAUAAAACAGAUGAAGAGAUGGAGGGGACACAUUCAGAGGAUGAAAUGUUUGCUCAGAGAGGCCUUCGAAGAACACAGAGCAUGAAAUCAGUGAAAACUGUUAAAGGCCGUAAAGAGAUACGAUAUGGAUCACUGAAAUACAGAGUAAAGAAGAGACCUGUUGUAUACUUCUAGGUGUACUGCACAAUGCCUGCAAGAGAAACUGCUGUAGUACAAUAACUUGAAUUUAAGUGUUAAAGAUCUGUGUAAGAUUCCUAGAAUGAGUCUGUAUGAAUAGCUACGGUAGGACUUGUGAGCCUAAGUGAUCAGAUCAAAUAUUACUCUGUUUUUCUAUAACUGCUUACUGUUUAGAUUUAAAUCUGGRCAUGUUACAGCAUGAAUUUCACACUCCUUAAAAGGGAGUUAAAUGAGUAACAGGAAACACUCUUUUGCCUGAGGUAUUGAACAGACUGAAAUAAUUGCAACUCCAUUUGAAUUAGCAGAAGUUGUAAGUAUCUAGAGCUUGUGAAAAUGGAACCAUAGUGUCCCCAUGUUUACAUGGAAAGAUAGAUAUACUUGAAAYAUUUUUCUGAACUACAAUUCCUGAAAAGGCCUGUGUGUAUUUUUAAAAUGUACAGUUUAAAGGACAGUGGAUGAUGGUUGGAARGAAAAAGGAAAGAUGAGGUAGAUAGGAUAUAACUUUAACAUCAUCAUCCUGAAUCAUAUUGCCAAGCUUAACAAAUUUAUGUAAUACUAAUAGGUGCAAACUGGGGGUACAUUUAGCACUUUAUGCAAAACCGUGUAGUUUUGCACACUCUUAAUGAUUUACAACUGCACAUGUCAUUUUMGUGACUUGCUAGAUAGGUUAGAGUUACAUUUUGAAUGCCAGCAAUUCUUAUAUUUCAUGAUCYUUUUUAAAUUUACCUUAAUUGCUUAAGUACACUUAGGAUGCUGUAAUAUUUGCUACUAACCAUAUUAUAAGGUGCCUUUCUAUGUAUUAUAGGGCUGUGUGGGUUUUGUCUGUGUGGGUUUUUUUUUGG
Messenger RNA from Malurus melanocephalus (red-backed fairy wren), 1683 nucleotides. It is a transcript of the gene REEP3, whose product is annotated as receptor accessory protein 3. The record is from RefSeq and is a predicted model, not a curated record. Gene Ontology annotation, cellular component: endoplasmic reticulum tubular network; endoplasmic reticulum membrane; cytoplasmic microtubule. The transcript is spliced from 8 exons. Gene Ontology annotation, molecular function: microtubule binding. Gene Ontology annotation, biological process: endoplasmic reticulum tubular network organization. The coding region runs from base 65 to 838 and encodes 257 amino acids. Lineage: Eukaryota; Metazoa; Chordata; Aves; Passeriformes; Maluridae.